AUGCUUACCUUUUACGAGAUGAACGUACGUCAAAGUAUACAUUAUUUAUUGACGUAUUUUCCUCGACGUUUACGUAUUUUCCGUGUUGUACAACAAUGCUGUCAAGUUUCGGUGAAUCGAGUGCAAAGGAAACUGCGCGAAAACUCAAAGAGUAUUAACAAAAUAUCAACGCGUGACAACGCAAACAGCACGUGGUUUGUUGAUUUUAGAAAAAUUUGACA
Messenger RNA from Thelazia callipaeda (thelaziosis nematode), 221 nucleotides. NCBI's taxonomy places the organism in Eukaryota, Metazoa, Nematoda, Chromadorea, Rhabditida, Thelaziidae. The record is from the annotation of a GenBank genome assembly.